This is a messenger RNA of Pocillopora meandrina, 25398 nucleotides long. The record is from the annotation of a GenBank genome assembly. NCBI's taxonomy places the organism in Eukaryota, Metazoa, Cnidaria, Anthozoa, Scleractinia, Pocilloporidae.
GUACUAUUACUAGCGUUUGCUGCCCAUCAGAAGUGCGUCUAUGCAUGUGGAGGGUGUGGACCUAGUAAGUUUUAUUAACCAAUGUCUUUAUAUUUCAUGUACUUAUUUGAUUGAACUUAGCAGAUCGGAGGAUGGUUCUCAUCUCUGUGACGGGAGAAGCGGUUUUUUUACGGUCUUCAUGGUAUAUUUCAUGACGCGGAAAAAAUGUUAUUACCAGAAUAGGGGCAGUGCCUUGACUAAUAAGCAAGUACAAUAUCCAAUGUGCUCAACUAGACCAACUAAUUUUCCAAUUCUACGCAGAUUCAGCAUUCAAACCUCAUUUAGCGUUGGAUAAUACUUUGCAAUUGCUUCACCACAUAACCAGCUAAGGUGAAUUUGGUUGCGGAGUGAUGAGCAUUUAGCUGAAAUACAAAUAUCUGAUCAUCACAAAUGCAACCUUUUUGCGGCUGUCAGUGAGAUGGAUUAAUAAUAAAAGAAAGGGCAACAGUCCACAGAGCGAGUAAUUUAGGUUGGGAAACAGUGUAACAACAACAAGACGCUGUAUCUAUGUUUACAUUCAUAUCGAUCACUUAAUAAUAUAGUCCAUUUCAAAUGGUCUUAUCUCCAUUACUCACAGGACGUCCAUCCUUUACCUUUAGUUUGAUUAUGAAUCUAUCAAUCGAUUUUUUCCACUAUUGUUUUCGAUUGUUGUUGAUUGUUUUUUAAGGCCCAAGGAACGGUAAGUGGGGCUCGUGGGGAUCUUGGAGUUCGUGUAGAAGUGGAUCUAAGACCAGGUAUCGCUAUUGUAACAAUCCAUCGCCAGCUAAUGGUGGCAGAGGAUGUUCGGGAAGCAGCCAGGAAAGCACGUCUUGCUAUUAUAAUCCAUGUAGUUCGGCAGGAUGCCAACACAUUUGUAUUUCAAGUGGGGGUGUAACCAGCUGCAGGUGUUCCUCUGGCUAUAUCACUUCACCAUAUGAUUCAAGGAAAUGUGUUCGUAAGUAGAAUGUCUUCGUGUAUUUUUUUUAAAGUGAAAUUUCGAGACCCUGCAUGGAGCCGAUGUGUAUCUCAUGGAGGAUUGGCUCAACCUUUUGCAUACGUUUAUUGUUUUAUUUCCGGACAUGUUUGCUUUUUUGUUCGACCGAGUGAACCUCAAAUUUCGGUGGCACCAGAGAGAAUUUUUACUGACUCUACUGCAAGCUAAAUUUCCAAAUACUUAGAGAAGAACCGAGCCGAACGGAAGGAAUGUCUAAUGUAUCACCGCAAUCAAAAAAUGAAAUUGAGAGAUAAACAAUGAGAUAAAAAAAAAAAUUUAAAAAUUUAUAUAUAUAUAUAUUCUAAUAAGACAAGUACUGUAAAUUUCAAUCUCUUAAGUAGCUUAAACCUCCUUCUUAACUUUACCAAGUUGUAGAGAUUUUAUUCUUAUGACUUUUGAUGGAAAUGGCACUUUCCCUGAUCAUGAUUAAAGCUUUCAAAUAAUGUUUCGAAAAGGUUUAAUCAUUUAAAAAUCCUGCAUAUUGUUAUGUUCUAGAACAAUAGGAAAAAUUUUAGCUGCGUUUCGAAAGAAAUCUUGGAUUACAUUAGUCAUAAAAAUUUACUUUAUCCUAAUACUUAACAGAAACCAAAAUUGAUUUUGUCACUCGCAUCCUCUCAAACUUUAGACAUUUUGCCUACAUAUUUUAGAUAUAUACUACUACUUUGUUCUUAGUAGCUGUUGAGAGCACUUUGGUUUAAUUUUACGACAUUCAAUCGAAGUGUGUUCUUUGUCCUCAACACUUGAUAAUUUAUAUUUCAGUAUCUAGAGAACGUGCCUGAGCAUGGCAUUCAAAGCUUUUCUUAGUUAACGUUUAUCCAUUUUAGGAAACAGUUGUCAGCGUUUGACGGCUCCAACAAACGGUGAGAUUUGGCCUCCGCGAUGCUUAACUUCACCUACCCAUGGUGACAGCUGUUUCUACAAAUGCAAACAAGGCUACGAGGGUUUUGGAGUUAGCACGAAAAGCUGCAAUCGUGGAAAUUGGGAUUCCUCGGCUUCUUUUCGUUGUCAAGGUAGGAGUAAGGAUCAUUGCAUGUCACAGAAUUGUUGCUUGCAGAAAGACAAUCCUGGCCAUAUACAUAAGAUACUGUCAAACAACAAAUAGGCAAAAACAUUUGAAAAAGUAGUAAGGAAAGAAUGGAUGACGAAAAUUUAUUCGAAUCGCUCAGUAGAAACGCAAAAUUUGGAAUGAGUAAAUUAAGGUACGUGAACGAUGGAUAUUUUGUGGCUUUAUGAACAAGAAAACGAAGAAAAAAGAAACUAAAAAAUCAAACCAAAAAAAAAAAAAAAAAAAAAAACGAAGAUUACAAACAGAAGAAAAAACAAAAAAAAACAAAAACAACUCAAAGCAAAAAAAAAGAUAAAAAUUAAAAAAAAAACAGCAGCAAAACAAAGCAGAAAAAAAUAGAUAAAUAAUUGAAAUGGAAAUUUCAAGGGAAAUAAAUGUAUAUAAUAAAUAUUUAGUGAUGUAUCUGCCUUUACGAACUCUUUUACAUACUAUCUGCCCUGCUUUUAUUUAUGCGGUUGUUUCUAAAUGGUCCCUUAGUGUAAGGGAUGACCAGAUUCGAUAAAUUAAGGACUAUUCUUACUUGCAUCGACGUGAUGCUAACUCUAAGGAUAAACUGUGGCAUAAAGACGUUGAAGGAAAGUUCGCAAAGUUCUGCAGGCAAUUGUCUAAAUGCACAGAAGUGAUCUCAAUCUGUGUUUCAUCUCAGUACAAGUAUCGCUAUUUUCUUGCAUUAUUGUUGAUGCCCUUGAUGUGUUUUUACAUCCAAAGUUUAAGUGUUUGCCAUGAAAUUAUUUUCUCCUUUUUAGUAAAAGAAUGUCCACCCUUGAAUAAGCCAGAUAGGGGAGAUGUAGUACCACAGGAGUGCCAGGUAAAGCCCUUACAUGGCCAAAAGUGUUCUUACGAAUGCUACCCAGGCUAUCAGGCCGUUGGAGCAAAUGAGGUCACGUGCGAUGACGGACGCUGGACUGGAUCGAUCGUACACUGCAAAGGUGCUUAGAAAAUGCAUUCUUGUUGGUAAUUUCUGUUUCGGUUUUAGACGUCUCACUUUACCUAUAUAAUCUGGUUUUCUCAACUGAGUUGGUAAUGAUAAUUGGUCACCAUAAGAAAGCAAAAGUUUCGAGCGUUAGCCCUUCGUCAGAGCAAAUGACGAAACGUCUGUUUUAUAAACUCUUUAUGGUGGCCAAUUUGCAUUAUUGACUGAGUUGAUAAUACCAAAUUAUUUCGUUGUACUUCUACUGAUGUAGCACUGCAGUUUCUUGAUAAACUUACCUCUCAAUUCAUUAUAUGAAUAGUUAGUUUGAGGUAAUCAUCGUUUACUGGUUGCAUCAUAUCAUAAUGACCGACUUAACUAUUUUUUCCGAAGAAAAAACAAGCAAACAAACAAACAAUACAUUGGACAAAAUAUGUGGAAACGCUACAUUUACCAGUUCCACUCUAAUGGGAAACUAUCACAACAUUAUAUAAACGUGCAGGCUUCAGGGAACGAAUUUUAUAAAUAUUAUGAAAUCGAGGUUGAGUUGUACAGCGUCUUUAAAUCAUACAGUCAAGGUGGAAUAAACGCAGUAGGCCUGUGUUCUGUAGUCAAUCACGUACAAAGAAAUUUGCGUUCCUAGAUUCUUACUGCAGCACCUAAAACCUCUGAUUAAUCAUCAGGCUCUUAACUCAUGUUAUAUUUUGAUUUUUAGAUAAACUAAAAUCUCCAUGGUUAAAGAAUCAGAACUGAAUAUUUCUUGUUUUAUCCUGAUUUUAGAUAUCCAAGCACCUUCUUUUAAUGAAACCUGUCCAUCUGAUCUCAGUGUCUUAGCCGAUGAAGGAAAAACGUCAGCCACAGUAAGCUGGGGGCCAGUCAUAGCCACUGAUAACGAUCGAGCUUUUGUCACUGUGACUCCGAACGUCACAUCUCCAUAUGUGUUUUAUGAAGGAGGUCAUACUUUGACCUAUACGGCAACAGAUCCAUCAGGAAAUACAAGAUUUUGUCACUUUAGAGUUACUGUGCUCGGUUAGUAACUAUCCUGUAGCUUUUGUAUUUAUUUACUUAUUUCUUUUUUUGAAAUCCAGAUCAAACAUUUCAUUCGUCUUGUAUUCUUUAAAAAUAAGGGUAAAAUUAUCCCACGUGAAAUAAUAUUAACAUGGAUGUGAUAAAACUCCAGUGCUUAGAUGCGCUGUUCUCUUCCCGCCUGCUAAUGGAAAGCUUGAGAAUGAAGCUUGUGGAAAUGUGCAUGGAAGAGUUUGCCGCUUCAGUUGUAACAAGGGGUAUGAGCUGAGGGGAUCAAUUGAAAGGAAAUGUGAGAAGAAAGCAGAUCUAAAUGCAGUAUACUGGACUGGAAACACAACUUACUGUGAAGGUACACAUGCCAGCUCUUCCUUAAAACUGUCUGGAUGCAACUGUGCGUACAGCAUGAUUUUGGUCCAUUCAUCAACAAACUCUUAAUGCAUAUACUAUUUAAGUCAGGUUUUCUUGUUCUUAUGUGUGGAAAUUAAAUCAUUGGAAACGAGUCCAAAUACCUCUUGUAGCAUAUACAUUAAACUGCUUUAUGCCAGAAAUUUUUGAGUCACUUGCUGUUUAUUAGGUUAAUCCAUGCCCCCGUUGCGUUUUCUAUCGUUAUUUAUGUGAUAAUAUUUGAUUUUAUUUUGUGGCUGUCUUGUUUCAGCCAUUCGCUGUCCUACUCUAAAUACUUCUGAGAAUGCAAUACAAAUAGGGUAUGGCUGUACUGGUCCAAGUUCUGUCUAUGAUGCGUCAUGCUUUUUCCAUUGCAAAUUGGGAUACGAGGCUGUUAGAGGAUCAUCAAGACGAACUUGUCUGAAGAACACAGAGUGGAGUGGAACUCAACUUGAGUGUCAGGGUACUCAAGAAAUUGUUUUCUGAAUUCAUAAAAUUAAAUUUACAUCCAAACCGCUUUCGCUUGUUUGAAAUGACAAUAUUUCACACACAAAACUACUUCAGGGCUUUUAUUUAUCGGUUAAAGCAGUAUGAAAGAUGAAAUUGCAAUAAGCAAGGGGUGUAUGGUUGUUUGUUUGCAUGUUUGUUUGUUUUGUUGUUGUUGUUUUAAUCGGUACCAAUAAUGAGUUAAAAUCUAAUUUCUCCUCUGUAACUAUACCAUUGAACUAUUCAUAGCCAAAAAUGCACAAUUUUGCCGAAUACAUAAGCAUGGGCAACUGACGGUGUGUAAAUAAUUAAUUUGGUCAGUGAGAUAUAAAUACUGUCGUUUUAAAGUCUUCUUUAUUUGUGGGGUAUAAUCUUUUUGUAUCGUCAUAACCUCACUUUCUUUUACCGUUCUGUUCAAUAAUAGCUAUUGCCUGUCCCCAUUUUGCUGUUAAGUCUGAGGGAUUAGAUACCAGCCCGGUAUUCUGCACCAAUUCAAGUGCUGCCAUACAGUACCUUCAGGAGUGUCGGUUCGCCUGUAAAGAUGGAUAUCAACAGUAUGGGCCAGGAAUAAAGACAUGCGGCCAGUCCAAGACCUGGUUUCCAUUAGGGAAUCCAUCGUGCCGAGGUUAGAAUUGGUGUUAAAUGUCACGUUUGCCGUGAAAGGUUGAGUACCUAAAGUCGGCCAUGCUUUUUGAGAGAUGUUAGGAUGUUAUAUACAAAAGUAAAUGAAAUUUAAUUUAAUUUUAGUUGCAUUUAGCCUUCUAAGGUAGCAUUUUGUUAAUGCUUAUCUCAUGUUUACUGAUUCCAAGAAUGAAGUCAGGCGAGGAGGAAGUCUCGGGUUGAUAGAGUUCUUUAGUUACUGUUGGGAAUUACCUGACAUACCGAUUACUUUAAUUGAAAGUUAUAAUGUGAUUCUUACGCAGACAUCAGAGGACCAGAGUUUUUCAACUGUCCAUCAAAUAUUGAGACAUAUGCUGACAGAGGUGCUACGUCUACCCAAGUCACAUGGUCUCCUCCAACAGCUACAGACAAUUCAGGCUUCAUACCUAACAUCACUCACUUCGGAAAGCAACCUGGCGAUUUAUUUUCCUCUGGAGAACACAUAAUCCGGUACUUGGCCUCUGAUAAAUCAGGGAACGUGGCUGAGUGCAGAUUCAGGGUCUUCGUUUCAGGUAUAGAACAUUUGUAAGUUAGCAUAUACUAAAUCAAUCGAUGACGUUGCAGGUCCACUCUGAUGGGCUUCUCAAACUCCGAAUAUCCUAUGCUAUUCACCUCCGAUCUAAGCUCAGGAAACAUGUGCGCGGAAAUAUUGUGAUCGUUGCAGGAAUAAAUUGGUUGAAAUACUUUUUUUUGAGCCAUAUUGUCUAUUGUCUAACUGGUUAAGAAUAAGCUAAAACAACUAUUCAUCUCAGUUUCGAUGGCUAGCGGUGGAUAAUUACGUCGACGUUGCGCGGCUCGGUAAAUAUCCCCCAACAGCCACCGACACUGAGGUGAAUAGUAGCUGUCAAUGAAUCGACUAGAGUAUACUUUGCAAAGGCCCCUCAAACAUGUGGUUUUGCCAGGAAAAGUAAAUUAGCUUGUUAUUCACGGAAUAGUUGAGCUCACAUAUUGUUGUUUUAUGGACUCAAAAAGUUUCAUAUAAAAGUUGUUGUUCUUUCAUUUUUACCAUAGUGCGCGAUACUUUUCAAACUGUAAUCCAUGUUUGAUCCAUGUUUGUUUAUGUGAAAGUUAAUGAGUUGGAGAAUGUGGCCCAUUGGCUGCACAGGACGAAAUUGCAAGAAUCCGUAAACGGAAACGUGGCGGAAACAUGCAACUCCAUGUUUCCGUUAUGUUUACGUAAAAGUGGUCCGGUUCCGUUGUAUACGCAGCAACGGAAACGCGAGAAAACGUCACGAAACCGGUAACGGAAACACAGGUUAUCCGUCGUGUUUCCGGAACGGUUUAACAUGUUUCUGCCACGUUUCCGUUUACGGAUUCUUGCAAUUUCGUCCUGUGCUGCCAUAUUAGCCCAUUAUUGCGAUGUGGGUGGGUUUAAGCCCAUUGCUACUGUAAUUGUGUGAUGAAAUCUUGAGAAAAACUCUCAAUUUACUCCUAGGCUUUGUCUCUUCAGCCAGACUAUCGAUAGCUUGUCAUAGGAAUAAUCAAACUAGAUAGUUUCUUGCGUCUCAUUCAGUAUAAGAAGUCAUAGUUCUUUCCCUUUUAUGCUAUAUCUGGAUUAGCAUUACUGGUUGAUGGGUGAGUAGACUUAGCAUUUAUUAUUUUUAUAUGUAAAAUUAAUCAAGUCAGCAUGUAACACACCUGUUUUUAAUAUUCCGUUGUAGUCAUUCGCUGUGUGCCUAGACUAUACGCCCCGGCCGGAGGUACCUUACAAUGCACCAAAGACAAUCAGUAUGGAUCUGAAUGUUCCAUCAAUUGUCAUACUGGACGCACGUUAACAGGUUCUGCUCUCAGAGUUUGUGAAAAAGAUCCAGAAUCCUCCAUAGGCUUUUGGAAAGGAAACGAGACGAGCUGUGAAUGUACGUAAAAUUAAUUUUGAAACUUAAGCAAAGAAUAUGGGAAAGUGAGUAUUUGUCAAAAUAACGUUUUUAUAAUCUAUAUAUACAGAAACAAUCAUCAGUGAUGUCUGCGAAUGUGAAAAUGAUAAUUUUUCUGGAUCAUGCAGAGUAAGAUCCUUCUUAUUUUACUUUGGAGUGUCCCAAUUUCACAGUCUGAUGGUUACUGAUACAGAGAGUGAUACAAAGAUAAAAUAAUGCGAUGAAAAUCUGGUAAUUUGACUUAAAAUAUCUCGGAGAGUCAAGUCAUUAUUUGUUUACAAUGCUCUAUUGGUGUCCAUUUGGUACCAUAGCACAAAACCAAUUCUUUCAAUGUUGUCCUAAAGCUGCAUGUAACACACCUGUUUUUAAUAUUCCGUUGUAGUCAUUCGUCAUUCAUUGCUCCCUUGUUUCGCUAGGUAUAAUUUUCUUGGAUGGGGCGUUGCAUUUUUGUUGCUCGUUGGUACACGUUGGUUUCAUGGAAUUUCAAAGUUAUUAAUUCUGCUCCUGUUUAGAACGUGCGAUGUUUCUUUCCUUCACUCUUGAUUACUGUUUCUAAUUUUUAUAUCGGUCUUUUUUCUAUAAACUUGCGUAUUAGUGGCCCAAUGUCCACGUCUCGUCCCUCCACCACACAGUCUACAGUCUGGAUGCGGAGCUGGCUCUAUUAAUAACUUAUUUGGAGAUAAAUGUCUUUUCUACUGUGACAUUGGAAAUCAGAUGAUAAAUGGAUCGAGCGAGAGAACAUGUCAAGCCAAUGGCACCUGGUCUGGAGAGGCGCUACAUUGUCAAGGUAAAGAACUAUGAGGAGCUGUCAUUUGAAAUCUAAUGGAAGUAUAUGUAUGACCCAGGAAGAUCCCCUUCCCCUUUCAGCGCGUAAAUUAAUCGAGAAAAUGUGUUUGGAUGAGGAGCCUCAUCAGGAUUAUCGAUUAAGACUCAAACAAAAUUGCAACAACAAUGAAAAAACGUGCCAUGUGAUGAAAUCACUGAUGGGUUUGAACCAAAAGAUAUUUGAUACAGAAAGUAAGAUCAAGUAUCAAAUAAGACUUAAGCCAUAAAAGGUCAACUGAAUCUAACCAAAUAUAUAUCUGAAAAGUGUAAUCUUGUACUUAAGUGGAGUGGCCUACCAACUCCGCAAGGAUACAUGGCUUGAAGCAAGAAUUAUUUCACUCCCCUUGAGAGGAAUUUUUGCUGAAAAUUCGUACUUUGGUAAUAUUUUAUAUUCUUGGGUCAAAAGAGGCACUAUAGGGGUGAAGCGUCUUGCCCAAGAAUCGAACACAAUGAUCUAGGCUACCGCGCAAAACUGAAGCUCCUAAUCGGCAAGCCGGCAUGUUUACCGUAAGGUCCUUUUGUCUCCUAUUGAUAGGUCAGAUUAAUUGGUAAUGCGCUACUUUUUAUCGUUGUAGUUGUCCAAUGUAGACCCUUGCAAGUUCCAGAAGAUGGUGAGGUGACUCCAACUUCUUGUAAGGCUGUCCCGAAAUAUGACACGACGUGUCAUUUCACUUGCCAGAAAGGGUACAGACUGAGUGGGUGGCCGGUAGUGUCUUGCCUUAGUAACGGAGAGUGGUCAAGGAAUACCACAACUCUUUGUAAAGGUUAGCUAUCAUUUCUUUGUUUGUUUAUUCGCUAACUGCUAAAUAAAUCAUGAAUGAAGAUUUUAGAUAUAUGAAAAUUCAUAUAUUUGUACUGCGGUGGAGGGAUGAAAUUAAGAGAUACUCGCAGCUAAGAACACUACUGAAACGAGUAGUUGUAAAUAGGACCUGAAAAAAAAUUCAAGCCCGUACGGGAUUUGAACCCAUGACCUCUGCGAUACCGGUGCAGGGCUCUACCAUAUAUCUAAAAUCUUCAUUCACUUGGAUGUUUAUUUGGACCCGAUUCAUUGACCAGCUCCCAGUUGGCUUGUUCGCUCAAUUGGUAGAGCGCUGCACCGGUAUCGCAGAGGUCAUGGGUUCAAAUCAUGAAUGUUCAAACAUUUUUUGUUUAUGAGCUCAAAAUGCUGUGCUUUGAUAGUGUAAAAGUGCGCUUGCCUGUUCUCUUAAGAACAACAAAACUGUCGAAACGAAUUCAUCUUAAAGAAAGGAGAAAAGAAAAUCUGAGUUAGCAAUAUAGUCUAGAAGUCGUGGGGAGAUCCGUUUAUGGGGUGAAGGUGAGUUUGGCUCUUAGGCCACACGUGUCUAAAUAGUAUCAAAAGGAAGGAUGACAACUUUUCAGCUCUAUAGAGGAAUAACCUUUUUAAUUUAUUAUUUUGGGUUUCUCUUAUCCUUCCAGAUGUUGAUAGCCCUUCCUUUGGUUUGACCUGCCCCAGAGAUAUCAGGAAGUACGCGGACUGGGGAAGAAAUUAUACCACCAUAACCUGGCCUCCUGUUAUCGCCAGUGACAACUCCGGUGAAGAACCAAAUGUAACAUCCAUCGGAGUGGCCAGUAUAUAUUACAUAGGGAAGCAUCAGGUUUUUUACAACGCCACUGAUCAAGCAGGAAAUUACAAGAUCUGCACAUUUUAUAUAACUGUCGAGGGUGAGAAAAUGGCUAGUUAUCUUAACGUAGACGACGGUGGCAACUUUAUCUUAGGGGAUUUCUUAGCUCCUAAAGAUAAAAUACAUUACAUGAAAUUUAAAAAAAUUAACGUGUGGAGCUUACAGCUCUUAUUCAUUUACAUAUACAUGAAUUUAUCUGUAAAGCUAUUUCUUCUCACAUUUAUUUUAAGGCCUUUUCAGAACAUUAUAAACGGCAAAUCUGGAAUAAGGUUCAUAGGUUAAGAUAUUAAUCUACCUAAUUCAUAUUUUGGGCGAUGUGACAUCAAAUCCCGAUCCCCCUGGAUGUAUAUAAUCCUAAAGAUCAUUUGGUGAAAAACCAUACAAAUACAGUAAUCAAAUACAGGAGGAGAAACCAGAAACGUGAAUGAAUCAGUAAAACGAUUGCUUCCAUGGACUCUUUACAUCAGUUUACUACAUUAUUAAUGACUUGACAAUUUCUUCCCAGUUUUACGAUGCCAAACUUUGCUUCCUCCAUUACACGGCUUUUUCGUGGGAGACUGCGUUAGCACUUAUGGAUCCACAUGCAGAAUCAACUGCAAUGAUGGAUACCACUUAAUUGGAUCAGAGAAUGUCACGUGCCUGAACAAACCUGGACACAUCAUUGGGUACUGGGACAAACCUUCAGGAAUUUGUAGAGGCAAGUGUGUGAAGGACUAAUAAAUAAUGGAACAAAAGAAUAGUUCCAUUAACUUUCAAUUUUCCUUUUAAAAGUGAUGCAAAUAAAAAUUAUAUACUUAUGCGUAAAAUUACAAUGAAUGGUUUGUAAAUAUAUUUUUUUUGAUUGUUGUCAUUUUUUUAAGAAUUCUAUGUUCUUGUUAUCCUUAUCGGAUUUUAUGUUGACUUUCAUUGCCAAUUAAUGAAACAUGCUGAAAGUGCGUCAACAUUCUUGCUCACCUCCUUUUGAUAAAGACGAUGUGUAGUAGAUAUAGACUGCUGAGACAGGCUAACUAAAUUAUUUUGUUAUAUUUUUCUAGCACGAUCUUGUUCCUCCCUAAGUGCACCGCAACAUGGGUUUUUAUAUCCUCAUAUGUGCAAGUCAUUUCCUGUCAGCGGAACCACGUGCUUUUUUGAGUGCAAGCAUGGUUACCAAAGCAACGGAGGGGUCAAUUGGAUACAAUGCGGACUAGAUGGGAAAUGGAAUGGCACCCAAUCCUUUCUCUUAAAAUGUCUUGGUGAGUCAAUCUACUGUCAACUGCAUGUUAUUUCUGAGAGUUUUAAAAAGUCACACAUCAUACUGUAGUAAAGAAUAAACUUACAACAACCUCGUUUCAAGUAUUUCAUUAGAAAUGUCAAAAUACUUACUCGACCAAAAGUAACACUAUGUCUGCUGCGAGUUAAAAUAACACAUAGUUAAUCCAUUGGUAAUACAAUGACAGCAAUAAGUUUAAAUUGCUCACAGAAAUGGCAAAACAAUCAAGCAAGAAAACUUUUUUCUGCUUGACAUGUAAAAUUGAAAGAAGCAUAGCUAUUAGGGCCUUGAGACUGGAGGGCCUUGAGGUUUUCGAGCUAAACCCCUGUUCAUCUAAAGUCGGUUUAUAUUGAAAGAAAGAGCAAAGAAUAAAAGAAACCAGACUUAAUAGAUAAGUUUAUAUCGUUGUUUAAGACAGAUACCAUCAGACGAUUGAUCUAUCAAUUAAUCGAUCAAUCCAUUAAUCUAUCAAGUGUUCAAUAUUCAAUCGUUCGAUUCAGCAUUGCCAUAUUGUGGGCCUAACAUGUCAGCUCAAGCUGUAUUUGUGGAUAUUCGUUCGGAUCUAAACACUCAUUGACUUAUUUGGGUAGUCACUUUUACACUGAUAUAUAUCCACAGAUGUUACUUCGCCCAUAUUUCUGAGCUGUCCUUCGGACAUCCGUGUGAGUCUGAGUGUUAACUCUACUGUAUUGGUAAAUUGGACCGAGCCGGUUGCACGGGACAAUAGCAAUCUGCUGCCAAAUAUAACAGUUGACCCAUCAGGACUUCGCCCACCUUACAGAUUUAAUGAAACCACUCUUGUUGUCUACACUGCAAUGGAUGGAAGUGGGAACAAGCAACAAUGCUCUUUCAAAGUCAUAUUAGAAGGUAACUGUCAAACUGAUGAAUGCACUAGUUACCAUCCUUGAGGUCUCGGUGAAGGGAAAUUUUUUUUGCGUUUUAAGAAGAAAUUGAGGCCAUAAACAAACAGGUCUGGGAAAUGAUCAAGAGUUUAUGAUUUUUCAAAAGCCAAUUUUAAGCAUUUUUGCUUCGUUUUGAAUUUUUUCUUGCUUACUUAAGCAUUAGUAUAUUGUCAACUGCCUCUUCUCUAAGUCAAAGCUCGUUUGGAGCUAUGUCAUGAAUCGUACAAAUUUAUCUGCUGUACUUUCAAUUGCUUUUGUUUUGAAUAAUUAUAUUUUAUACUUCGUCCAUAUUCAUAAUCUUGAGUUAAACUAUAUUUGUCUCCUCGUGACAGAUGAAUUAAGUCCUGAAGUUGUUUAUUGUCCUGCGGAUCAAAGUAUCACCGCCACAGCGACGAAAACAAUGGUGACAUGGGACGAGCCACAGUUUCGAGACAACAGCAAUGAUCCACUGACCAUCAAAUGCAGUCACCGAAGCGGUACCGAGUUUUAUUGGGGAACCUGGAAUGUACACUGUACGGCGCAAGACAACAACCCGAAUAACGAACCAGCUCUCUGUCAGUUUACGUUAACUAUAAAACGUAAGGUGCAGUUCUCGAUAUUGCGACGAACCUUUGGUGAAAAUGAUUUUAAUGAUGAGUUGUCAAAAGAAUAUGGAUUUCCAUUAGUUAAGGAAUUCAAAAUAUUACGCCUUACAUUUCCAGCUUAUUGUAAAUUCACGAAAAGCUAGUCAAAGUAAAUAGAUGUUCGCUUGUGUGAUAGAAGUAGUAGUAGCAGUUGUAGUAGUGAUAUAGGCAAUAAAAGAAGUUGCAGUGUUGAUAGUAGUGGUAGUGGUAGUGGUAGCAGCAGCAGCAGCAGCAGCAGCAGCAGCCGUAGUAGUAGUGGUAGUAGUAGUAGUAGUAGUAGUAGUAGUAGUAGUAGUAGUAGUAGUAGUAGUAGUAGUAGUAGUAGUAGUAGUAGUAGUAGUAGUAGUAGUAGUACUAGUACUAGUAGUAGUGGUGAUGGUGGUGGUGGUGGUGGUAGGAGCAGCAGUAGUAGUAAAAACGUGCCUAACUCGAUCGAAUGAGAUCGCCUUCGACUACGUGGAAAAACUGCAGUUUUCAUCUUGUUGAUGAUACUAAUAACGUCCUCUAAAAUUUAACGAAUGAAACUUAUAUUUGUUGGAAAAUUAACCGUUUUGAGACUCUACCUUACGCCGUUUUAUUUUAAACAGCGAAAGAUUGUCCGGAUCUGAGUCCACCCAAGAACGGGGCCAAGGCUUGUGAUGACUGGAUGUUCGGAAGAAUGUGUUCGCCUUUUUGCAACGACCGAUGGGACUUUGCUCAAAAGCUUACGGCUAGUGUAUGGGCAUGCGGGGCCUCAGGUGUAUGGUUUCCCUUAGACCCCUGGCCGGAUUGUUCAGGUUAGAAAACAAGAUGAAUUUGCCGAGGUAGAAACUGGGGGUGCUAAGCUGAAGGCAGUAGCAAGGUCCAAAAAGCCUAGUAAGCAGCCAAGAAAACACUGGUCAUGAUUAGUUACCAUGAUCCGCUUGGUAUACGAGACUCUAAUCUCCAUUUGAUAUUUGACUUUUGCAGAAGUUUAUCGAGCUGGUUCUGCUCGAAUGGAAAUGCAUCUACAUUACUUCACUGGUGAUUGUAAUUCGCCAGAGGCUCGAGCCGAAAUAGCACUCAACUUCAUCCAGUUGCUUAACACAUCUGUUUUCAAAAACGUCUGCCAAGACCCGUCACUCAAAGAUAAAUGCAGAGCAGAAAAUGUUAAAGUCACGUGUGCUGAAGUCGAAUUUUCCAUCUUUCGAAGAAAACGAGACCUAUUUAUGUAUGCUGUGUUAGGGACAGGUCUGGUUUAUUUACGACUUCAUAUUUUUAUAAUGGGAUUGUUAUGACAUUGCAUUAUGUGCCAGCUACUUACAGCCAAUGAAAUUACCGUUUGGAAUAAACGUAUUAGCUAGGUUUUUUUUUUUUUGCAAACGGAAAUAUCACACCUCGUCUGCUGUUAUGGCCUUUUUUCUUGAAGAUGUGAAGUCACCUUUUGGGACUUAAACGUUAAAAGAAAUACAUUUCUAUCUCAAGAAGUAAAAAUUUGAAAAUAUGAGGGUCAUCUAUGAUACUAGCAGCAUAAACAAUACAGCUAGCCUGUGUAGAUUUUUAGACCACAAAUAAUUACAAGCAAGUCAUCAUGUUCAAAUGACCAAUGAAAGAAUCCAUACUUUGUGCAAAUACAGCAGAGUACUGUGCAUUACUUUAUAAGGGUGGUAAGCUUUUUGCCUCUUUCUUAACGUCUUUUCUUGCAUGUAUGUUUUAUCUUUGUAGUUAAUGGGGCUCAUCACAGAGAGCGACGAUCCGUUUCGCGCGCAACAAUUACUUCUGAUCUUGUUGGUAGGUUUUAACAUAUGUAAUUCGAAUUAUAUAAAUCUGAGGUCCAAAACCUGUAUAUGAUUACAUACAAGAUCCAAAACCUAUAUAUGUACUUUAUUUAUUCAUUUAUUCUAUCUUUUUCACGCGUAAGGCUUGACAUGCACACUAGUUUAAACCAAAGGUUUCAGUUUGCGUAUCUCGGAAACUGCGUAUUUGAAUUUUUUUUUAGCAGAUUUUGGUUCCCUUUUAUGUUUUUGUUAUAGGAGGAGAUUUUGACUCUUGGCCAUUUUUUAGGAAAAUAAAACUUUUGCCUCCUUUUGAAGUAUUUCUCGAGGGACCAGGCGUUAAGUGUUUUUUAUUUACCUCUGUUUUGCUUUUGUAAGUUUGUUCUUUUUUAACUAACUACUUCAACUAUUAACUUAUAGUAAACCUUGAUGGCAUUCAAGCAAACAGCACCAAAGAAGGCCAGAUUAUGGUGGGAGAGGAGGGCAUGAAAAUCGCCAAGAAUAUGAGCAGUGUGCUCAAAAGUGCAGUCAAUAACGACAGCCUAGUUCUCAGCAUCAAUGGCACUGAUAUCAAACCUGAUAAACAGUCGCUAAACAUCUCAGAGCCUAAAUGCGUUUGCAGCAGAGGACAAGUGUAUAAAGAUGGAUACUGUUGUAAGUCAGAGUCACUCCUUUCCAUUAAAAUUGUAUUAAAUUAAUAAUAAAGCAAAAUAUUAAGAUAAUGUUUAAGAUCAAAUCGGCAAAAAACCUCAGUUUAACGCGAAAGCCGACUUCAAGGAAUUAUACCAGUUUCGCUCUGUUAGUUCACUUGGUGUGGUGUCAUAUUUUACGAACACGUUCCCCAAUUUCAGUCGAAAGUGUAUUCGUCGCUCAUGUGAAUGAAAACUUCCUUUGGUAAACUUAUUUUCCAGUGAUCGUACCAACCACUCGCCAGGCGGGCUUUGAGAGACAGCUUUUAAGAGACAGAUCGUUUUUACACAUCAUCACCUGAUUGGGAAUGUCUCAUACAGUAAACCUCCUUUUAUCCAGAAACUGUGAGCUAACCAAAAGAUAUCGCAAUACAAGUUUGUGUUAUUUUUUCCUCUUCCCUUUCUGAAGCACUUUCUUUUCCUCAUUCGAUGCAUUUUUCGUCCACUUUGUUUGACCUGGAGCCAGCUUCCUACCCUGCAAAUCGCUACCCACAAAUUGAGGACUACUGCCCCUGAAAGUGUUUGAGAUAAACCUAGGUAAUCGAAUGAUUAAACAAUGAUUGAACUCGUUUCUUGAAAAAUAUUGUUAUUAGCGUGUGUCUGGCGGAACAGUCAUUUCUCUGUUCCUGGGUUCGGGUAGAAGUUGAAGCUCUGGCCAUUGACAAAUCACGAUAGUAUGCUCAGCCUACUCCAAUAUGUCCUAGCUAACUACAUAAAUUUUUAUUUAAUAGUGAACUGCUCGGUUGGAACAUACUUGAAUAAAACGACUGAAAAGUGUGAAGACUGUCCCAUUGGAACAUAUCAAGAGCAUGAGGGACAAGAACAGUGUUUCGCGUGUCCACCUAAAACUUCCACAGCAGAAUCCAGAACAGGAAACCGCUCCAACUGCCUAGGUAGCUAGUCAUAAUACUUCGGUAACCCCUCCAAAAAAAGCUUAAAAAACAUGCAAAAACAAAUGAAACAUACUAAAAAGAAUAAAAAAAACUAACUCAAGUCAAAAAAAAUAUAACCUAAAUGUUUGAAAAAACAGAAAACGUGGUCAAGCAUCAUUUGUGGUAGGAAACCGACGGAAGAGUUAAAGGUCCCACGAAGGCUAUUUUCACGCGUUAUGCGGAAUUGUAGGCAAUACGGUUACGCUACCUCAGUCCACUAUUUUUACUCUCUUAUUCAACCAUCUCCUGCAAAAAAUUAUACCAUCAAAUUUGUUCCAUUUGAGCUUGAUAUGUUUAUCUAUUUGUUUUGAAGCUCACUUGAUUUAAAGCCUUGUUCUUUUCACUUUGUUUGAAAGCUCUUUGCAAAGCUGGUUCCUUUUCGCCAACCGGAUUAGAACCUUGUAUAACCUGUGACAAAGGACUUUAUCAGGAAAUGGUAGGACAGCGGCAAUGCUUAAAAUGCAGUGUCAACGAAACAACCCCUGCCGAAGGAUCCAAAAACUCUACGCAAUGUGGAGGUAUUAAAAAAUCAAUUCUGUUUUUAAUGUAGAGAAGAGUUUCGUUAAUUGACUUAGUAUGUGACUUUAAAAUAGACAAAGACACUCCUUGGGUUGGUUUACUCAUUAGUGCCCCAUCAAAGAUAAAUUUUCAUUCUCCGAGUGACAGAUCAAGUUAUUUCAGUGGAAAUGAUGUACUUGUACCUACUUAAUAAAGAACUUAUCAAGUCUCUGUAAAGAAAGAUAUUCAACCAUACAACUAGAUUUAUUGCCGAAUACUGACGUCUAAAAACUAACGAAUAGCUGAAUGCCGUGUUGAUUGACGUGUUGGCCGUCUUACUAAUGUUUAACUUGUAUGAAGUUUAAUGCUCUACAAUAUUUUACUAAUUAAAAUUUCAGGAGUACAAUGCGGAAAAAAAGUAAAACCUUUCUUCUGACAAUAAAUUAUUUGGAACAUUCACUCUGUCUCUCCGUUGGUCAGUCUAUUCGUCUGUCUGUCUGUCUUUCUUUACAGUGAUAAUACUAGAUCAGUCUGUCCUUCAUUCUGCAGCUGUCUGUCGGUAUGUUUAUUGGGCUGUCAGUCUGUCAGCCUGUCGGUCUCUCUGUCAGUCUCUCUGUCGGUCCGUUUUCUGUUGGUCUGUAUGUCGAUCUGUCGGUAUCUCUGUCAAUCAGUAAAUAUUUCUGUUUGUCUGUGUGAAAUUUAUGAUGAUUAAAUAUGCUCGUUAAUAUCGUUUUGUAGUGUUUUUAUUCUCAUUUCCAUCAUUGCAUCCAUAGUUCCGUGCUCCCCUGGGUCAUUUUCUCCAACUGGAUUAGCUCCUUGCACCUCUUGUGACCGGCGUUCAUUCCAACCACUGAGUGAAAGCCGCACGUGUUUCUCAUGCCCUGGGACAACUGCAACCGUAAAUCCUGGUUCAAGAAAUGGCCAAGAUUGUAUAGGUUUGUUGAAAUUCAUCACUUAAAAUAGGAGCACAAUUUUCCUUUUGCCGAUUCAGAAUGCUUUUAAAAUGUCGCUUGAAAACACGAAUGCUCAACUUUACUCUUCUCGUAAUGUCCAGCUUGAAGAAAUGUAUUCCUUUAUCAUUCGAAAUAGCCUAAGCUGGGUAUAAGGAAAAAAGCAACUAUCUGAGUAUUUCAAUCGCGGUCGCCAUUAUCUAUAGCAAAGAGAGAUUCGACUAGAACUGUACAGCUCGCUCCAUACAAGCACAACGAGACACAGACAUGUUAAACUGAAUUGAAAUCCAGAUAUUUCAAACAAGAUUUCGGCCGUAAUCAGUAAUUACCUCUGGAAGUAAUUAAAUCAUAGUGCAUGUUAUAUAUUUAUCCUAGUAAGACAUUCCCUGCCAUAGAUUGUAAGGAUAAUGGCCGUCGAUCGUGGCUUAGUUCUUUUGCUGAGGUGAACAAAUUACCAUUGAAGUUAUUUUUGGUUAUAAAUUUAUUCUUUUCUUGUUUUGUUUUUAUUUUAUUUUUUUCGUUUUUGUUUUCAUUUUCAUUGGUUGUUUUAGAAAUCAAUGAGUGUGAUUCUAGCCCUUGCAAAAAUAAUUCCACCUGUACGGACCUUAUUGGUGACUUCUUGUGCACGUGUCAACCGGGUUACACUGGAAAAGAAUGUGACACCAACAUUGAUGAGUGUAAAGACCAACCUUGUUUCAACAAUGGCACGUGUCAUGACCUCGUUAACAACCACACUUGCUCCUGCGCACAAGGGUUCCAAGGAUUCUACUGCAACGAAGACAUCGAUGAGUGUACCUCGUCAUCUUGCCCCGAGAAUGCCACCUGUGAGAAUCUCCCAGGGAGAUACAAAUGCCAAUGUGAGCCUGGUUUCACUGGCAGUCUUUGUGAUAAGGACAUUGAUGAAUGUCUGACAUCUCCGUGUCAGAAUGGAGCCACGUGUACAGACCAAAUUAACUAUUACGAAUGCCUCUGUGCUUCAGGUUUCCAAGGGAAUGAUUGCGAAGAAAAUAUCAACGAUUGUGCAAACAAUUCUUGUCAAAACGGAGGCAUAUGUCGAGACGGAAUGGAUAGUUAUGAUUGUGUUUGUCCUGCAGGUUUCAAUGGGACGGGUUGUGAGUACAAUAUUGACGAAUGUGUGGGUGCAGACUGCCAAAACAACGCGACAUGUAUUGACGAGGUCAAUGGUUUCUUUUGUAUCUGCAACAAAGGUUUCUCCGGUGUUAGCUGUGAGAUUAACAUCGAUGAGUGUUUCUCCAACCCCUGUAAGAACCAGGCUACAUGUUUGGACGAGGUCAAUGGCUAUAACUGUAGGUGCCCCGAUGGUUUUGAUGGCUUACACUGCGAGAACAAUAUCGAUGAUUGCGCCACUUUUCCCUGCUCAAACAACGGAUCUUGCAAGGAUGGCGUGAACGGUUUUUCGUGCGCAUGUCCGCCAGGUUUCAGUGGUAAAAUUUGUAACAUGGACAUCGACUUCUGUGCCUCAAUGCCAUGCCUCAACAACGGCUCGUGUUUCGAUGGCAUCACAUCCUUCACCUGUGAAUGUGCUGACGGUUUCGAUGGAGAGCAGUGUCAGACUAAUAUGGACAAUUGCAUAAAUGCCACCUGCAUGAAUAAUAGCACCUGCAUAGAUGGCAUCGCUGAAUUCAGAUGUGCAUGCGCCGAAGGGUUUGCCGGUGCCAACUGUGAAAUAAACAUUGAUGAUUGUGAGCAGAAUCCGUGCUUGAAUGACGGAAUAUGUACUGACAUGACAGAUGACUACAGAUGCAACUGUGAGAGAGGAUAUACCGGGAAGAACUGCAGCAUCAACAUCGAUGAAUGUUCGAAUUCCCCAUGUUACAAUAAUGCUACUUGCGUCGACAAAGUGGACAAUUACACGUGUAUCUGUCUGAAUGGAUUUAGCGGACGGCACUGUGAAUUGGACAUUGAUGAUUGCCUUAUGAAUCCGUGCAGUAACAGGUCAACAUGCAAUGAUGGAUUAAACAGCUACACUUGCCAUUGUGAGCCUGGAUUCACUGGCGACUCUUGUGAUGUUGACAUUAAUGAAUGCUCAUCUUUCCCUUGCUAUUAUGGCGGAAAAUGUUAUGAUCAGGUAAACUAAAAAAGCUGCUUACACUCAACUAUGACUUCAAUCGUGUUUCCGAAAUGACUUCAAGUCAAAUAAAAUGAUAAAUUUAAAGAUCCAAGUGUCAGCCCAAAAUUUGAUGUGCAUUCAGAACUAAAAUUGGUUUACUCACAUCCCGUAUUAGGACAAGAUACAAUUGUAGUAUAGGUAGUCUGACUAAGUGCCAUGAAAGCGCGGCUCUAAGAAAUGUUUUGGGUACGUCACGCAAAAUAUCACACAUGAAGAAAAAAAAAGUCCUGUGUGCACGUAGUAAGUAUUUUUAGGCGGGAACUGACAUUGUCGUUACACCAAUGAAUCUGUCUUGUCAAUGAUAUGGUGUCCAAAAUGUAAACAGAUACAGCUGCAUGUUUACAUUUUGGACACCACAUCAUUGACAAGACAGAUUCAAUGGUGUAACGAAAAUGACUGCAUUGAAACGUCUUGGAAGAAACCAUAAAGUUCCCGCCUAAAAAUACUUCCAUUCGUACAAAGGACCUUUUUUUCUUCAUGUGUGACAUUUUUCGUGACAUACCCAAAACAUUUCUUAGAGCCUCGCUUUCAUGGCACUUAGUCAGACUACCUAUACUACUUACAAUUGUGACGAAACCUAUAGGGAAAUAUUAUAUAAGGCAAUAUAAACAAAUUAAACCGGCUUAUCUGUGUUUAUUUUCCUCCGCAGGUCAAUGGUUUCACUUGCGUUUGUCCCUCUGGGUUUAAAGGUAGUCGAUGCGAAGUCAAUAUCGACGACUGUGAAUCACAUGCCUGUGUAAAUGAUGGUAUCUGCUUAGAUCUAAUAGCCAACUACUCUUGUUUGUGUCCAGAUGGCUUCAGUGGUUCACACUGCGAGAAGGUCGUUGAUUAUUGCAGAGAAGCUAAUUGCACCGCAAAUGGAUAUUGUGUCAACUCUCGCACAGGAUAUUAUUGCAACUGUAGUGCUGGUUAUUAUGGAAAAUACUGCGAGUUUGAAACUGACGAGUGCUUGACGAGACCGUGCUUUAACAAUGCAACCUGUCAUGAUGCCAACAGCAAUUUCUCUUGUUCCUGUUUAGAUGGGUUCACAGGAAAGUAUUGCGAAGUUGACAUCAAUGACUGUGUAGAGAACACUUGUCUAAACAAUGCGACUUGCAUUGACGAAACCCCUGGAUAUUACUGUGUCUGCCCAGCUGGUUACAAUGGGACCUACUGUCAAACUGAGAUCAAUGAAUGCGAAUCGAAUCCAUGUUCUAACGAUGGCACUUGCACCGAUUUGACCCCAGGGUACAACUGCAAGUGUACUGAUCAAUUUUAUGGAGAAAACUGUGAAAAUCUAAUCGAUAUAUGUCAAUCAGCCCCAUGUCAACACGGAGGGACAUGCAAUGCUGACAAUUCAACAGGAAACUACACUUGUUCUUGUUUAAGCGGUUUUACCGGAUUUGCAUGCGAAGUGGACAUUGAUGACUGUGCCCCAGAUCGUUGCCCCGCGAACGCUUUUUGCAUCGAUCUAGUCAAUGACUUUAGAUGCGAAUGUUUUCCUUCGUACUUAGGAGAUCGCUGUGACAUCUGUAAGGAUUACGAUUUGUUUUCGUUUGAAGGAUAAAAUUAAUUUUGUGACUUGUGAACACACAAAUCUAUGUUAUGGAGGAUGAUGACGAAUUCCACCGUGAUAAACAUUCAGAUUAUCCAAUGUCAAAAACAAUUUCCCUUCUCUCGCUCGGAGAAAACUGAGGGAUGCACUUAUGGCUAAUAAGCUUUAUGCUUUGACAGGCAAACAAACGAAAACAUGAAAACAAGAAUCAAAUGAUUGAAACAAAACUAAAAAUGAUGGUUAUAAGAACCUUUCUCAUGUUUUACUACUAUUCUUUUUUAUUUUUAGUUCUUGGCAGUAACUUCGACCUCAUAUUCAAACGACAGUCAUCAAAGGACAUGGUUCUUUUACCAGAUGGCCAAAAUAUCCCAAGCAUGACAGGAUUCACGAUCGCCCAGUUCGUGCAAGCAGACUCAAAGUACAAAUCCGGAACAUUGUUCAGCUAUAGCGUUCCUGAGAAUCCAGAAGACAUAAUAAUCCUUUCCUUUACAGAGUCUCAAAUUAAAUUGGCAAUUAAGAACGAAGAAGUAAGGGCUGAUUUUAGGUUAGCAGAUGACAACUGGCAUUUUGUUGGAGUCAUCUGGGAUGGAGGUCUUGGAAGUGCGUCUGUAUAUAUCGAUGGAAUGGAAAUUGCGGAAGUAAGCAAUUUACAAGCCGAGAACAUUAUCAGAGGAGGCGGAUGGAUUGCACUCGGUCAACGGUAUCUUGCAGAACAAAAGAUCACAGCUCUUUCGUCAGCAUUUGUAGGAAGACUACAUCAAGUGAGCAUUUGGAAUGUUGCAGCGACGCGUGACCACAUGUGGAACGCCGCCCACGACUGCAGCUGGCCCAUUGCAGGAAGCCUAAGGGCAUGGAGUAGUUUUCUUCCAGGCAUCAAAGGACAAGUAGAAAAGAGAUUUAUGACGCAGUGUAAAGGUAUUAAGUAUCUUUCAAAUUCAAAUCAGAAAAGUAUUUUUUUACAGAUUUAUAUAGAUGGUAUACCUUUCCAAGAACUUAGAGAUGAUGAAUGCUCAGUGCAUUUAAAGAAAAAGGCAGAAGAAAACGCGACAAUAUACAAGUGCAACACAGGAUAACAUCUUGGUAGAGAAUCGCUUCACUAUGCUCGAUUUCUGUCUUGUGCCUCCCUCUCUCCCAAAUCCACUGUGACGUCGCUGAGACGUCAAAGGUCUGGGUAAUUUAGGAAUACAAUCAGUUCCGCUCCAUGACUGAUCGCGUAGCUUUAACCCUCCACGCCCUAAAAUCAGUAUGCGUAUUCUUCAUUCUGCUCUUUGUACAUUUCCUAAGGUCCCAUCAAAAGCUUCUUUCAUUCGUGAUCAUUUCCUUUCUUAUCAUGAGCUUAACGUGUGAUUCAAGGAUGAUAUUGUAGGGAGAAAUUCGAUGCUAGCCACUCUUACGGUUUAAAGGGUUAACCACGACUUUAACAAGGUGUACACAUGAAUCCUGUCAACCUCAGGUCCCCUCUUCUAUUUAAGAUCUUACUGAUUUAGACUAGAUAAUAUAACGACAAAUUACUUUUAGUAAACUCUUCUCUUUCAAAUGAAUAAGGAGAGUGAAAUUGUGCUAUGCUCCUUUGCCCACAGCUUUGAAAAUGUGCACAACUAACUGCUCACACUUCCUACACUGCGAGUCUCGCGAUGGAUUUUACUACUGUAGCUGCCAAGCUGGAUUCACUGGAGCUCAUUGCAAUAUAAACAUCAACGACUGCAGCCCAAAUUCUUGUCUGAAUGGGAAGUGUGUCGAUGGAGUAAACCGUUUUGAAUGCUUCUGCAACGAGGGCUAUUAUGGAAAAAACUGCGAAAAGAAGAUCGUAAGUGAAGGAGGUGAGACUUUGCAAAAAUAAUGAUAAAGAGGCCUUAAAACUGGCCUACUUACUCCCAAGUCCCAGAUGUAGUACAAAACAGGGAAAGUGAGACUUUUACACUUCCCUUUCCAUGGGGCCUUAGAUGUUUGAAGUUGUAAUGAUCUUCUGAUCUUCCUUACUUGACAAUGUGCAACUGUAAAAAUUCAUAGUAAUUUUAUAUGCAUUGAUAAGAUUGGGUUCAAUGGGAAAGGAAACUUUCGAUCUUUUCUUUACAGAAUGUCCAGAUUUUAAACAACCAAAGAAUGGCAAAGUCUCUUGCCAUAAGGUUUCUGGACAAAUGCUGUGCAUCCUCUCGUGCGAUGAGGGGUUCUCUUUCAGUGCAGAAGCAAUUACUCAAUAUUCUUGCGGGCCUGAAUCCGAGUGGAGGUGGAACGGCAUGGAGGAAGUGCAAGUCCCAACGUGCUUAAGUACGUAAACCAACCUUUCUCCUUUUUUUAAUUUUUAUUUUAUUAGAUUUCCUUCGUCCUCAACAGAAAGAAACAGUACCAAGAGAAUAUCAACUGUUAGUAUCCUCUUGCCUCUUCUAAAUCCAUCUAAAUCAAAAUUAUUCCUCAAUUCUCUAACGACAUUGUAUGUCGUACUGGUCAUCAAGAAAGAAGUUGUAAUUGAGUCAGCUGGAAGUAAUAGGACAACAUGUCUCCUUUAGCUUCAUAGCCUUUUCUUAUGUGAUUCUUGUUAUAGGAAAAGCACCACCAAUGGAAAUAAAGCACGAUUUCUCGAUAAAAUUCCCUGGAAUGCAGUGCAGCAGCAGCCAGAACCAUAAAGAAUUGCGCACUGCCAUCGAAAGUGAAAUAAGGGACACACUCCUCACAGUCCAAGGUUGCCAAUCAUGCCAAUUGCAAGAGGUCAAAGUCCCUGAGUGUGAAAUAUCAGCGAAUAGAAAGAGGAAAGCGGUAGAACAAGCCAUGGAAGUCAUCUUCUCACUGAUUGUCUCCAAAGCCACGGAUGCAUAUGAAAAUGACGUGGAAGAGAAAAACGAAGCGGUCUUGUUCCAAAUGACGAGUGCAGUGGCCACGGGACAGUUCGUGAUUAACUUAAAUGGAAUAAACAUUAGUGCAGAUAGAUCAUCGUUUCAAGUUCUUCGUUCCAGUGUAACUUGUAGAGCAGGUUUCCUCAUGAGUAGAGAUGGGAAAGGAUGUGGUAAGCGGUUUUAAUUUAGUACCAUGAAUUUGAUUGCUUCUCGGCCGACUCUUGCAAUAGGUAUUAAUCAAACUUAAAGUAUAGUAUUCUUGGAAUGUUAUUCUAUUGCUUUCAUCGUCUGUUUAAUAGGUUGAUGCCAUUUUUCUCUGUGACUGUUCCUAGAAAUCACAGUUAAUGACAAAGUAGUAAAUUACAGAGGAGGUAUGCGGGUCACUUCAAUGAGAGCGUUCGACUCAUCCAUGCACUGCAUCUCGGAUAAAGCCAACGGAAAACUGAAAUCUGGUUGUCGUUUGUUUUGUUGUGACGCCUGCUCUCUGGUGCAUCCUUUGUUUUAUAUCAGAAAUGUAGAAAUAAGCGUAUUUUAUAGACUAUCUUCACAGAAUCCUCAUUGCUUUCGUUCUGUUUUUUAUUUGUUUGUUUGUUUUUUUUUUCUAUAUUUGUGUAAAUAACGAAUCUAAACAACUAUAUUCCAUGCAACAGUGGCCUGUCUCGUGGGUACCUUCCACGAUCAAGGCAGUUCCAGAUGUAGACCGUGUGCUCAAGGUAGCUACCAGGACAAGGAAGGACAGUCUGUAUGUACAGUAUGUGGAGAAGGAAAAUCAACGUCAAUCACUGGGGCAACUUCGAGCAACGAUUGUUCUUAUGGUAAUGUAAAGAAUAUUAGAUUGUGCAAGCUCAAAGAUCUUGUUGAAGUAGUCUGCCAAAUUCGUUUUUUCUGCGCUGUGAAACAUAAUUUACUCCAAGAAGCUGGUUAGCUGACAUCCAUUGCGUCUCGCCGAUGAGGUUACUCCAAAACAAUAUCAAAACCACUGACUAAAUGUGUGCAGUAAAGUUAGUAUUGUGUAAUGUGUGAAAUUCCAUCUGGGGUCUCUAUAUAUAUGAAGAAAAAAUCCUAUUUAUAAACUUCGUUUGUAUUGAAGCUCGGAUUUGCAAUGAAAAAUUUCAGUUAUCCUAUGUACAAAGUGCUGUAUUUUUGGAGCAGAAAUAACCCGACUUGUGUUAAGCGUAAAUUUUUAAUUUACACUGACAAAUCUGAGUUGUGGAGAGCUAUCUAAUAAUUUCCAAUUAUGCAAGUGAGAUUUUGCGAGAGUACUGUGAUGUUCAAGCCAGAACUUUGUUCUUCCAUACAUUAUGCAGCGAUCUUGACUAUUUUACUGUUCUUAUUCCUGAAAAACCAGAUGAAGAUAGUGUCAAUAUCCAUGUCAUAGCAACAGUAACCGCUUGUGUAACUGGUGUGAUAAUUCUUGGCGUCAUCAUUGCAUACAAAAGG